Messenger RNA from Medicago truncatula (barrel medic), 2300 nucleotides. Its product is annotated as UDP-sugar pyrophospharylase. The record is from RefSeq and is a predicted model, not a curated record. The transcript has 17 exons. Gene Ontology annotation, molecular function: UDP-N-acetylglucosamine diphosphorylase activity. Gene Ontology annotation, biological process: UDP-N-acetylglucosamine biosynthetic process. Lineage: Eukaryota; Viridiplantae; Streptophyta; Magnoliopsida; Fabales; Fabaceae. The coding region runs from base 152 to 1954 and encodes 600 amino acids.
UUAGAUCGACAUAAUUACUACCGGCACGACAACGCUGAUAAAACAUUUGAUUUGACAUCACCUACGUUGGUGUCUUUGUCUCUUUUAUUAUUCUGUUUCUUCUUCUCCACCGUGACCGUCUUCCACUCUCACUCUCGAUCUCAAUUCCACCAUGGCUUCCUCCCUCGGCGACAAUUUCAACCUUCUCUCCCCGAAACAGCAAGAGUUGGUGAAGAUACUAUUGAACAAUGGCCAAGACCAUCUCUUCCGCGAUUGGCCGGCACCCGGCGUCGACGACGAUGAGAAGAAAGCAUUCUUCGAUCAGCUUGUUCUACUCGAUUCUAGCUACCCUGGUGGUUUGGAAUCUUAUAUCAAUAACGCCAAACGACUCUUGGCUGAUUCCAAAGCUGGAACUAACCCUUUUGAUGGCUUCACCCCUUCCGUUCCAACUGGUGAGACAUUGACGUUUGGUGAUGAGAAUUUCAUCAAAUUUGAGGAAGCAGGUGUGCGUGAAGCUCGCAGAGCUGCUUUUGUUCUUGUUGCUGGCGGUCUUGGUGAGCGUCUAGGAUACAAUGGGAUUAAGGUUGCUCUUCCGGCGGAAACAACUACGGGAACACGUUUCUUACAACAUUACAUUGAAUCCAUAUUGGCACUUCAAGAAGCAAGCUCAGACGGCGAAGGCAAGACACAAAUUCCUUUUGUUAUUAUGACCUCUGAUGACACUCAUGGGCGUACCUUAGAGCUAUUAGAAUCAAAUUCUUACUUUGGCAUGCAACCCACACAAGUAACACUCUUAAAGCAGGAAAAAGUUGCAUGCUUAGACGAUAAUGAUGCCAGGCUUGCACUGGAUCCUAAAAACAGAUACAGAAUUCAGACAAAACCUCAUGGGCAUGGUGAUGUGCAUUCACUUCUUCAUUCCAGCGGUAUUCUGAAAGUAUGGUAUAAUGCUGGGUUGAAAUGGGUUCUCUUUUUCCAAGAUACAAAUGGACUUCUGUUCAAGGCAAUUCCAUCAGCACUGGGUGUCAGUUCUACCAAGCAGUACCAUGUUAAUUCUCUUGCAGUACCUCGGAAAGCAAAAGAAGCUAUUGGUGGAAUUACCAGGCUCACCCACUCAGAUGGAAGGUCUAUGGUGAUAAAUGUGGAGUACAAUCAGCUAGAUCCUCUUCUGAGAGCAAGUGGAUACCCUGACGGUGACGUCAACAGCGAGACCGGCUACUCCCCAUUUCCAGGAAAUAUAAACCAAUUGAUUUUAGAACUUGGUCCUUACAUUGAAGAGCUCACAAAAACCGGAGGUGCCAUACAGGAGUUUGUUAACCCAAAGUAUAAAGAUUCCAGCAAAACUGCAUUUAAAUCGUCAACUCGACUUGAAUGUAUGAUGCAAGACUAUCCUAAAACAUUGCCCCCAUCUGCCAGGGUUGGCUUCACGGUGAUGGAAACAUGGUUUGCUUAUGCACCUGUGAAGAAUAAUGCUGAGGAUGCUGCUAAGGUGCCAAAAGGAAAUCCAUACCAUAGUGCUACCUCUGGAGAAAUGGCCAUCUAUCGUGCAAAUAGCAUUAUUCUCAAAAAGGCUGGUUUCCAAGUAGCAGAUCCAGUAUUGCAGAAUUUCAAUGGUCAAGAGGUUGAAGUUUGGCCCCGUAUCACAUGGAAGCCAAAAUGGGGUCUGACUUUCUCUUCAAUCAAGAGCAAAGUCAGUGGAAAUUGCUCCAUUUCUCACAAGUCUACACUUGCAAUCAAGGGUCAAAAAAUUUUCAUUGAAAAUCUUGCCGUAGAUGGGGCUGUUAUCAUAGAUGCCGUCGACGAUGCAGAGGUAAAGGUAGGUGGUUCAGUUCAGAACAAGGGUUGGACUAUCGAACCAAUUGACUACAAAGAUUCCUCAGAACCUGAGGUAUUGAGAAUCAGAGGUUUUAAAUUUAACAAAGUUGAACAGGUGGAAGAGAAUUAUUCUAAGCCAGGAAAAUUUCAGUUCAAGGGUUGAAGAUGCAUUUGUGUAAAGAAUAUAUAGCCCUCGUGCUUCAUUAUCUAUUCUUUAUUCUCUUGUAAUGUGAGCUAUAAAUUGGGUUUGGGAAUACCUUUUUAGUAGUAAUAAUAAUGUUCAAAGUAGUGACAUUAAAGUUUUGAAGGGUUUUUCGCACAAUGGCACCGGACUCCUACCUAGGUUUCUGUGUGGAGUAACUGUAUUAUUAUUUUGUUUAUAAGAUAAGAUUAGCUCCACCUUUGAUUAAGGGGAAUUUUGUGCAUUAUAGUCUGCAAGGUGUAAAUGAUAUGAUCCCCUUUUUAUAUUGGGACGUUUGAAAUUUAAUAAGUUUGAUUUAGAUGUUUAA